ACAGAAUGGCGGGCGGAUGUUGAGUGGAUGAUGGACAGUCUGGUCCAGUUUCUAAUGUCUCCAGUCUGGAGUUUUCACGUGAACAAUUUUGUUGAUCAGAAUUGCUUGAUUUUUGAUACCGAAGAGGAAAAUAAUUUUCAUACACAGAUGCUCAUCGACAAUACCAAAACUAUUAAACUAUUUCAACCAUUAUUAGCCGUGGACGAUUUCUUGUUGUUCAAAUCAAUAAUGGUACAACGCAAUCUCCAGUUAGAUGAAGAAGUGCUUAAGAACUUGCAAGAUUCAGAAACUUCUCCCAUUCACAAUAAAGAAGUCUCAUCAACUCCAACUUCAUCAACACAUGUGAAUGAGGAAGACAAAAUAUUGCAGGAUAUCUUACUAAAGAGUAAAAUAGAACAUGAACAACAUGUUCAACAGGAGGAGGAACAGUUUCAGAAACUAAUAAGACAAGCCACAGAAGAGAGUUUGAAAACUUAUGAACUAGAAGUAAAGAAGUCAGCGCAGGCAAACUCUAGUGAUCCAGUACUUACUCCAGGUACUGUAAUGAUCAAUGAGGAAGACAGUGUACAAAAAAGGGAAGACUAUUUGAAGCGACAACGAGACCAGUUGAUUGCACGCAAAGUGAAGAAAAGAGAAGCUGAGUUAAAAGAUUUCUUAAAAGAUAAUCCACCAUCCUCUGAGAAUGGAUCAGUAACACAUCCUCCUAUGAAUAAUAUUGCUGUGAAUUGUCAAAAAGAGAGAAAAGCAAUUAAAGGCAAAGAAAAGAGAAAAGCAAAGCCUGUACUAACUCCUGCAGUGGCUGACAAAAUAACACACUGA
Molecule: messenger RNA, 819 nt
Organism: Gigantopelta aegis
Lineage: Eukaryota; Metazoa; Mollusca; Gastropoda; Neomphalida; Peltospiridae
Product: cilia- and flagella-associated protein 36-like
Exons: 4
Cellular component (GO): ciliary base; axoneme
Source: RefSeq, a predicted model, not a curated record